Messenger RNA from Tachyglossus aculeatus (Australian echidna), 4417 nucleotides. It is a transcript of the gene WWP2, whose product is annotated as WW domain containing E3 ubiquitin protein ligase 2. The coding region runs from base 59 to 2683 and encodes 874 amino acids. The record is from RefSeq and is a predicted model, not a curated record. NCBI's taxonomy places the organism in Eukaryota, Metazoa, Chordata, Mammalia, Monotremata, Tachyglossidae. The transcript has 24 exons. Gene Ontology annotation, biological process: negative regulation of transcription by RNA polymerase II; protein K63-linked ubiquitination; regulation of monoatomic ion transmembrane transport. Gene Ontology annotation, molecular function: ubiquitin protein ligase activity; protein binding.
UGGGGCUGCUGUAUGAAAAAACUUCCCACUUUGGUCAGAUGAGUUUUUUGGUGAUGACAUGGCAUCCGCUAGCUCAGGUCGGGCAGGGGCAGGCCUGCCUUUUGAGAAGUCCCAGCUAACUUUGAAAGUCGUGUCUGCCAAGCCCAAGGUACAUAGUCGCCAGCCUCGAAUCAACUCCUUUGUGGAGGUGGCAGUGGAUGGUCUCCCCAGUGAGACCAAGAAGACUGGAAAACGGAUUGGAAGCUCCGAGUUACUCUGGAAUGAAAUCAUCAACUUGAAUGUCACAGCACAGAGCCAUUUGGAUCUGAAGGUGUGGAGCUGCCAUACCCUGAGGAACGAGCUGCUGGGCACUGCCUCUAUCAACCUUUCCAACGUGCUGAAGAACAAUGGGGGAAAAAUGGAGAACACGCAGCUGACCCUGAACCUGCAGACGGAGAACAAAGGCAGCGUUGUCUCAGGCGGAGAGCUGACGGUUUUCCUGGACGGGCUGACUGUUGAUCUGGGAAGUGUGCCUAAUGGCAGCGCUGUGACGGAUGGGUCUCAAACACCUGGAAGAGAACUCAGCGGAACCACCCCCUCCCCAGAAAACAGACAACAGGGCUCCAGCACAAACUGCUUUGGAAGUAGAUCGAGGUCCCACAGGCAUUCAGUUGGACCAUCCAGAGCAAGCCCAGCAAACGGCGAGCAGAGCCCCAGCACCAGGCGUCGGCCCCGGCAGCCGCUCAAGAAUCAAAGCCACAGUGGCGUUGCCAAUGGCACAGUAAAUGGAGAGCCUGCUUCUACCUCUGCCGUUGACCCUGAAGAGGGGCCCGUGGUGAGAGUGACUCCUCCACCUGUCGCAGCGUCGAGCGGGACCCCCGGCCCCAAUUCGGCCCCUCCGCCUGCCGGGGCUGCGCCCGGAGAGGGAGAGGAGCCAGCUUCAAAUGUUGGGGCCCCGCCACCCCUCGCAGCGGCUCAGUCUUCAGAAGCCCUACCUCCCGGGUGGGAGCAGCGAGAGCUGCCUAAUGGAAGGGUCUAUUACGUCGAUCACAAUACGAAGACCACCACGUGGGAGAGACCGCUUCCUCCCGGCUGGGAGAAGCGUGUGGAUCCCCGAGGCAGGUAUUACUAUGUGGAUCACAACAGCAGAACCACCACGUGGCAACGCCCGACGGAGGAGUACGUGAGAAACUAUGAGCAGUGGCAGUCCCAGCGGAACCAGCUCCAAGGAGCCAUGCAGCAGUUCAGCCAGAGGUUUCUCUAUCAGUCUUCUGGCGCCUCAUCUGACCAUGACCCACUCGGCCCUCUUCCUUCCGGCUGGGAAAAGAGACAGGACAAUGGCCGUGUAUAUUACGUGAACCACAACACUCGUACCACCCAGUGGGAGGAUCCUCGCACACAGGGAAUGAUCCAGGAGCCAGCCCUACCGCCGGGAUGGGAGAUGAAAUACACCAGUGAAGGGGUGCGCUACUUUGUGGAUCAUAACACACGGACUACUACCUUCAAAGACCCGCGGCCUGGAUUCGAGACCGGCAACAAGCAAGGAGGUUCUCCUGGAGCCUAUGAUCGCAGCUUUCGCUGGAAGUAUCACCAGUUCCGUUUCUUGUGCCACUCAAAUGCACUGCCCAGCCAUGUGAAGAUCAGCGUUUCCCGGCAGACACUUUUUGAGGACUCUUUCCAGCAGAUCAUGAAUAUGAAGCCCUACGAUUUGCGCCGUCGGCUGUACAUCAUCAUGCGAGGGGAGGAGGGCCUGGACUACGGGGGCAUUGCCAGAGAAUGGUUCUUUCUCCUAUCUCAUGAGGUGCUCAACCCCAUGUACUGUUUAUUUGAAUAUGCUGGGAAGAACAACUACUGUCUGCAGAUCAACCCAGCUUCCUCCAUCAACCCUGAUCACCUCACCUACUUCCGCUUCAUUGGCAGAUUCAUAGCAAUGGCUCUGUAUCACGGAAAGUUCAUUGACACUGGCUUCACGCUCCCCUUCUACAAGCGAAUGCUGAACAAGAGGCCCACUCUGAAAGACCUGGAAUCCAUUGACCCGGAGUUCUACAACUCCAUUGUCUGGAUCAAGGAAAAUAACCUAGAGGAAUGCGGGCUGGAGUUGUACUUCAUCCAGGACAUGGAGAUCUUGGGCAAGGUGACCACUCACGAGCUGAAGGAAGGAGGAGAGAGCAUUCGAGUCACAGAGGAGAACAAAGAGGAGUAUAUCAUGCUGCUGACGGAUUGGAGGUUCACCCGAGGCGUGGAGGAGCAGACCAAAGCUUUUCUGGAUGGCUUCAACGAAGUGGCCCCACUCGAGUGGCUGCGCUACUUUGACGAGAAAGAGUUGGAGCUGAUGCUGUGUGGCAUGCAGGAAAUUGACAUGAAUGACUGGCAGAAGAACACCAUUUACCGACACUAUACCAAGAACAGCAAGCAGAUCCAGUGGUUUUGGCAGGUGAUCAAGGAGAUGGACAAUGAAAAGAGGAUCCGGCUUCUGCAGUUCGUCACCGGCACCUGCCGCCUCCCCGUUGGAGGAUUCGCGGAACUCAUCGGCAGCAAUGGACCGCAGAAGUUUUGCAUCGACAAAGUGGGCAAAGAAACCUGGCUUCCCCGGAGUCACACCUGUUUCAACCGCCUGGACCUUCCUCCCUAUAAGAGCUACGAGCAGCUGAAGGAGAAACUGCUGUAUGCCAUUGAGGAGACAGAAGGCUUUGGACAAGAGUAAUAGUGGCCCGCACUGUCUCUCCAACUUCCCCAGCACACGUUCAGUCUCGAUGUCCUGCCCGUGGGGCAGCCGGACAUCUUGACUCUCAGGCGGCCCCCCGACGUUUGGGGUGGGCUUUUAGCUCUCUUGGCUUUGGCAAACUCUCCUGGACCCUGUACGCCACGGGAGUUUGACCCCCAAGAGGUUCCACGUCACGUCUCUGUACACAGACUGGGCGCAGAGUUUGAAUGUAGCCCGGUAUUAUCCAUUGACCCCAUUCCUUGGGAUGUGUGUGAGUGAGAGAGAGAGAGAGGUGUAUGUCUGUGUGUGAGAGAGAGAGAAUUCUUGACGAAGGAAAGAGGGCUGGCACUCUCUAUGAUGUCCUCCUCUCAGAUAUUAACCCUGAGAUUGAGUGUGGUCGGACCACGCGAGUCUUUAACACCAGAGAGGACCCACUCUCUUAGCACCUAGAGAAAAUAUUUUAGUAUUUGAACUAGAACUUUAAAACAGAGUGAUCCGUUUAAUUGGAACGUUUGAAUGGGGGACUUCUUCUGCCUGGUGAGUGCUGGGAUUGGGUUAAGCUGGACCUAAUUCCUUUGCAGCCCUGAUGGAGGCCGGGGGACAGGAGAUAGCGGCUGAGUAGGAUUUCCUUUGCGUUUAACGGUUGGUUUCUUUUCUAGUAAAUAAAAAUUGAUAACUUGUUUGGGGAGUUGCGGGGGGGUGGGGGGGCACCCACCAACUUUCUACAGUCUCGCUCUUUUUUUCCCCCCUCACUUGAAGCACUUUUUGCUUUGUGUUUUUUUUUUGCGUCGCGUUGCCUCUUUCCUUUAGACCCGGGGCCCAGCUUUUGCCAGGGCUUCGGCAAAACUGCGCGCGGAGGGAAGGAAAGACAGCUCAGGCACGCGACAGCUAAUUCACUGUAGCCACUCCGAACUCGGCAGAGACAGAGAUGGUUGCCGCCCCCCGGGGCGGGUGACUGAACAGAUUGCCCCCAACUCAGCACGGUCGUGAGCGUCGUAUCCACGUCGCUCCUAGCACUUUGGUUCCGUUCGGUGAUUCUCGUGUUAGUAGCGUGUGCCCUGGGUAGCCUGGGGUUUCCUUCCUGGCUACCAGAAGCUUGGUCCCACGUAAGAGACGACGGCUAGGGAGGUCCCCGGCAGGGUCGGAGUUGCUCGGAGUACUUCGCUCUGAUUUCUGACUGCAGCGGGCCUUUUGUUUCAAGAAUCCGGUGGAAUGUCCUGCUCCAUGGGUUUCCUAGGCUGUCCUUCCUUUCCCCAACCCGGGCCCCGGGGGCUGUAGCUCCAAAGUAGGGCAGCAGCCGCAAAUGGGCACGGCGGGACUGCGAAGUGGGUUUUCCAACCAGCCAAGUGCCUUCCCCGGCACCACUCUCCGCCCCGACCUCCUCUCUCCAGUGGGAGCCGGCAGCCGUGCGUCCAGGGGUGCUGUGAGUGUAGUUUGAAUGACAGAGAGCGUGUAGCUCAGCGGAGAACAACCUCUCUUUCCUCAGACGUUCGCCGUGCCGUCACCACGCGGGGCUGCUACUGGCGGGGCGCAGGGGCCACCUUCCCGGGCUCCGGGGUGUCAAAAUCCUGUCUGUGCGAGUGUGUAGGUGCGGGUGUAGAUUUGUGGAUAUAAAUGAAGUGUCUGUACACGAACCCCCUGCGGAAGCAUUGGGUCAGCAACCAGCUCGUUUUGUAACACCCCCUUCUGCCUCAGUGAUGCCAAUUUCUCGUGCAAUAAACCAUCAGCAGCCCG